AUGAGAACGGACAGGAGGAUAGUAAGGGGCAGGGACAGCAAGCAGCAGGCAGGAGACACUUAGGGAGUGUGGGGCGCAAAGGCGCAAGAUCGUGGGUGGGCGAACGACAACCUUGUGAGUGUGAUUGGAGGGCAGUUCCCUCCCCCACCUCACCACCUUGUACUCACGGAUCCCCUCUCCUAUUUGUCUCACUUUUCUAUUCUCUGCUGGCUCCAAAUUCCGGAGGACCUUCUGCCUUCUCUUUUUGCAUGUAAGGAAACCAGGGCUGGGAAAAUCUCCCUGACUCACCACAUUUGGAGACCAAUCCCGAACAGCUGGAACGGCGAGCCUCCCGAAGGACCCAGGACCAAGUCGCCACCCUUAACAGCGGUUCCUCACGUGACAGUCACUCAGGAGCCAGGUGCCCAUUUCAUGGAACAAAUGCAGAGAAUCCCGAACCAGCCCCUUCCCACCCCUACCUCCCAGUCCAAGAAGAGAAGAAGGACGCCAUGGCUAUCCUUCUUUUCCAAGGUCUCUUGGAAACUGAGGUUGCAGAAGCGGGAGCCUUUGAAGAAUGUGUUUUUCGUCUUGGCAGAAAGAGCCCGGGAUCCUAAUGCUAAGAAGCGCCAUCUAGCAAUGAGAGGCCUAGGUACCCUGGUCUGUGAAGCUCCUGACAAGGUGAGAAAGUAUAAGAGAGUUAUGCUUGACCUCCUGGUACAUGGGCUAUAUGAUCCCACGAGUUCUGAAGUCAUCCACGAGAGUGUAAAGACUCUGACCAUCAUGCUGAGCAGAAUCCAAGGACAAGGGCUGGGCUCCUUCUUCAUAGACAUCACCCUUCAGACCCGGACCUUACUGGAUGAUGAGGACGAGAGCGUGCGGUAUUCGGCCUUUGUCCUCUUUGGGCAGUUGGCUGCAUCUGCUGGGCGGAAAUGGAAGGCAUUUUUCACUCACCAAGUUAACCAGACCCAAGAAUCCCUCCUGAGCCAUUUGCAGGACGAAAGCCCUCAGGUUGCCAAGGCUUGCGAAAUGACUGUUCGAGCCUGUGUUCCGUAUCUGAAACCCAGAAAGGAGCCUAGUUUCCAAAGUGAAGAAGAUCAGAAGAACCCCAGGCUUUCCCGGCAGCUGAGCCACUGCCAUCCAGAGAUCCUGCUGUUCCUCUAUGCCAAUAAAAUCCUGUGAAGUCCAGAGUGGCCCACGUGAGUGCCCUGGCUGGGCAUGGUGUUUCCUCUGUUCUGUCUCAUAGGAUACCUCUUUGACUCUUAAGCGAUUGUAACAGAAAAGAGGAUGUCAGAAGCCACUGUGGGCAGAAAAAUCACCCAGGAAGUGUAUCUCUGCCCCCAAAGUAAAAUUGUAUGUAAUCACAUGCACACAUAUAUGCACAUGACUGUGGAGGGCACAUAUGUCCCUCAGGCACCAUCCACCUUUCCAUGGAAACGGGAUCUUUCACCUGGCCUGGAACUUUCUGAUUAGACUCGGUCUGACGGCUGGUGAGACAGCACUGGGGCGACUAUCCUCCAGUGAACCCGUUUUGGUUUUUUUUUUUUUUUUAAAUCUGGGUUCUGAGAGCUAAAUUCAUGCCCUUAUACCUACUUGUACUGACUAGGCCAUCUCCCCAGUGCAACAGAAGCACAUUGUUGUCUUUAAGACAUUGAACAUGCCUGAU
Molecule: messenger RNA, 1642 nt
Organism: Apodemus sylvaticus (European woodmouse)
Lineage: Eukaryota; Metazoa; Chordata; Mammalia; Rodentia; Muridae
Gene: Mro
Product: maestro
Cellular component (GO): cytoplasm
Source: RefSeq, a predicted model, not a curated record